AUGCGCUAUAUCAGUUCGCCAUCCGUCGAAGAGCUCGUGCAAACUGGUUCAUCGCUGGAUAAUUACGUCUUGUCGGAUACCCUUCUUACCUUGCCCGACCCUGAAGCACCAGAGUAUUCUGUCCCAUACAUCCAUGCCUUCAGUGGUGUAAGGUCUCGCGAAACAUAUUGGCUAACUUCAGCGAAGAAAGCAGACGUUCUUAUACUGGGCAGGGGGCCGUUUAGCGCACCGCCCUCGAUGUACACAGGGAACUGGUCAUUGCUUUUAGAUUUUCCGUCUCACGUGGGGAGUUAUCAUGCGAAGAUCCCUUCAUUUGCUGCAUCAAUACCGAACCCCCUUCAGAUUGUGGAUGCUGCAGUACAUGCCACUCUCUCGGUGUUUCUCCCUGAGAUCAAGCAGACGCUAGGCGCUCUCCGUGUUAAUGGUUGCUUCAACAGGAAAAAGAAAGUCAUCUGGUUGGUCAACCAGCCGCGGUUUCCUGGGGACGGCCGCGGUCAGAAAAUCCCUCUCCUUCGUACAUAUUUCCUCCCCAAUGGACAGGAUGAGCCAUCGCCGGGCGACUUGAAAGCAGUUCUCCUUCGCCUUGUUGCAUUAUCGACCAAUGAGCGCUUAGAUGAUCCCUGGACACUAUACUACAACGUUCAAGUUUACUUGCAAGAUCGUCUCCUUCGUCAAGUUCUGCCACGCUUCGGAGUUCACCUCUUGCAAAUUGAGAGUUUUGUUGAAGCUGGUUCGAACGUCGCUGGACCUCAGCUACAAUAUCGACGUUCACACACAUAA
Messenger RNA from Suillus subalutaceus, 780 nucleotides. RefSeq lists its product as uncharacterized. The transcript is spliced from 2 exons. Lineage: Eukaryota; Fungi; Basidiomycota; Agaricomycetes; Boletales; Suillaceae. The record is from RefSeq and is a predicted model, not a curated record. Bases 1 to 780 code for a protein of 259 amino acids.